UAUGUCAUCAACAAAUUAUAACAAUGAAACAUUCAAUGAACUAAUGGAAAAUGAGGGCCUUCGAAAUUUGGAAGAUUCAAAUGAUAUUGGAGGGAAUAACGAAAAAAUUAGAGUUGAGAAUCAAAUGAUUGAGGAAAAUAAAAAUUUAAAAAAUCGAAAACAGUCAACAAAGCCUAAACGCAACCUCAACCCAAUUCCAACAGAGUGUAGUAUCUGUGAACGUAUAGCAGCUAGAGGAUAUCUCUUUUAUGGAGUAAUUUGUUGUGAUGGUAUAAAUUUAAAUGUUUAUAUUUGA
Molecule: messenger RNA, 295 nt
Organism: Meloidogyne enterolobii
Lineage: Eukaryota; Metazoa; Nematoda; Chromadorea; Rhabditida; Meloidogynidae
Source: the annotation of a GenBank genome assembly